Molecule: messenger RNA, 11348 nt
Organism: Pogoniulus pusillus (Red-fronted tinkerbird)
Lineage: Eukaryota; Metazoa; Chordata; Aves; Piciformes; Lybiidae
Gene: GABRA3
Product: gamma-aminobutyric acid type A receptor subunit alpha3
Exons: 10
Coding region: 118-1530 (470 amino acids)
Biological process (GO): chloride transmembrane transport; synaptic transmission, GABAergic; signal transduction
Cellular component (GO): postsynapse; neuron projection; plasma membrane
Molecular function (GO): benzodiazepine receptor activity; GABA-gated chloride ion channel activity; GABA-A receptor activity
Source: RefSeq, a predicted model, not a curated record
UGUCAGGAGCCAGAGGAGCCAUCCUGAGCCAGGGCCUGUCUCACCAGAGGUGUAGGUUGUGCCCAUGCCAGCCUCCGGUUUUGGAGGCUUGUUUGCCAGUCUCCACGUGCUGACGCCAUGGCGCUAAGGCUCCCAGGAAUGAGGUCGCUCACUCUCAUUAGCCUAGUCCUGGUUUUGGCUCUCCCUGCUGAUGCUGGGCUUUCUCAGAAGCAUGUUUCAGACGUUGUUGAUGACAGCAAAGACAACAUCACCAUUUUCACCCGCAUCCUGGACAGGCUGUUGGAUGGAUACGACAACCGUCUGAGACCUGGACUUGGAGACAGUGUAACUGAAGUCAAGACAGACAUUUACGUGACGAGUUUUGGCCCGGUCUCAGACACGGAUAUGGAAUACACUAUUGACGUCUUUUUCCGGCAGUCCUGGAGAGAUGAAAGGCUGAAGUUUGAUGGUCCCAUGAAAAUACUUCCCCUGAACAACCUGCUGGCAAGUAAGAUCUGGACUCCUGAUACCUUCUUCCACAACGGGAAGAAAUCUGUUGCCCAUAACAUGACAACUCCCAACAAGCUGCUGCGCCUGGUAGACAAUGGCACCCUCCUGUACACCAUGAGGCUAACGAUUCACGCAGAGUGCCCCAUGCACCUGGAGGACUUCCCAAUGGAUGUGCAUGCUUGCCCGCUGAAAUUUGGGAGCUAUGCCUACACAAAGACAGAGGUGAUCUACACCUGGACGCUGGGGAAGGAUAAAUCAGUGGAAGUAGCAAAGGGUGGAUCUCGCCUGAACCAGUAUGACCUUCUGGGCCACGUUGUUGGGACAGAGAUGGUUCGCUCCAGCACAGGAGAGUAUGUUGUCAUGACCACACACUUCCACCUCAAGAGGAAGAUUGGGUACUUUGUGAUACAGACCUACCUGCCCUGCAUUAUGACGGUCAUCCUGUCCCAGGUCUCCUUCUGGCUAAACAGGGAAUCUGUUCCUGCCCGAACGGUGUUUGGUGUCACCACUGUCCUCACCAUGACCACACUAAGCAUCAGCGCCAGAAACUCGUUACCUAAGGUGGCGUACGCGACGGCCAUGGACUGGUUCAUAGCCGUCUGUUACGCCUUUGUGUUUUCUGCGCUGAUCGAAUUCGCCACUGUCAACUACUUCACCAAGCGCAGCUGGGCUUGGGAUGGCAAGAAGGUGCUGGAGGCACAAGAGAUGAAGAAAAAAGAGCCAGUGGCACUGGCGAAGAAAACCAACAACACCUACAACAUUGUUGGCACCACCUAUGCCCUCAACAUUGCCAAGGACCCUGGCCUGCCCACCAUCGCCAAGAGUGCUGCUGCCACUGCUACUGCCACCAACGUAGUCCCUAAGAUGCCCCGCAUAGAGGAGAAGCUCCCGGAGAGUAAGAAGACCUACAACAGCGUCAGCAAGGUAGACAAGAUGUCCCGCAUCAUCUUCCCAGUCCUCUUUGCCAUCUUCAACCUGGUCUACUGGGCCACGUAUGUAAACCGGGAGUCAGCUAUCAAGGGAAUGAUCCCCAAACAGUAAAACCAGGCACACAAACCUUCCACCAGAGAGCACCAUGCAGGCAGCAGUUCUCCAGGGCUUUCUUCUUUCUUAGUUUGUUUAAUUAGGGUAGGUAGGUUGCUGUUAUUACUAUUAAGAUGAUCUCAUCCUUUUCUAAUGUAAACCAAACGGUGAUUUUUCCUUUACUCCUGCCUUCUUUAGCUUCCUUUUACUUUGUUUCUGAUAACAAAAAGGAAAAAAAAAAAAAACACAAAAAAUGGAUCACAACAAAUUGUGCCUCUAACAUCGUGAGUCUGAUGUCCCCUUUCUGUCCAAGUCACUCCAUGCUUCCAUCUCUCCUCUUCCACCUCCUGCCAUUCCCACGGUCUGCAUGCCGCUGCUGUUCUGCAUUCUGUUCUGCUGGGGGCUGCUGCUCCAGUUUGCCCUCCUACUCCUCUUCUGUGAUGGGCUACCCUAGUGUGGGGGAUGCUCCUGCUGACCUGCACUCCAGGGCAUGGAGGCCUCCAGAGUCAGUCAAACAGCUGGGCUGCUCUUCAGUGCCUGGUGCUUUGUGCUAGGUGGUGCUCCCUGGGACGUGGAUGCAGGUAGGCUGGUCCAGUGAGGGAGCAGUGCAGCGUGGACCAACUUGUAGCCCAAUGCCUGCUAGGGGUGAACCCACCACUGCUGUGAUUCAUAGAGCUAUUGCAGGGGUGGAACAGGGUGGCAGCAUCUUGUAGGUAUCUACAGGGCUUCUCCCUCCCUUAUCUUCACCAAACCCAGCAACUGAUUUCAUCCAUGUCUCUUCACAGACGAGCAGGUGAGAAAGGCCUUGCCUGUCUGCCAUCCAGAACUCUUGGAGCAUGUUAGAGGGUGGAGUGGUUCCUUCCAGAGAAGUAUUUUUUGGUGAGGAUAGUCACAAUGUCAAAGCAGGAGUUUUUUAAUGCCUUGCAGGAGAUAGCAGCCAUGAAGCUGUAUGCGUUCAGCAUCAGGACUGGAAGCCAUAGAGUUCAUAUUCAGAUCUGUGUUUUGUCACUUUCUCACAGCCCCAUCCACUUAUCCUCCUUGGAAUCUCCUCUGUGCCCCAGCCCCUUCUUUCAGCUCCUCAUUCAUCUUCCUUUGGCUACUCAGCAGCCCCCAGUAGUGUCUCACUGCUGAUGGGUGGCUUUAGGCAGAGAAGACUCAUCCUUUCAGAUAAGCCACAGGAACAGGGAGAAAAGCACCAGAGCAGCAUCAGUGUUGGUUCAGGGCAGCUCAGGUGCAGUCUAUUUCCUGUGCAACACACCAGGGGCCACUCUACCACCUGUGAGGGUAAGAGGACACUUAGUCUGCCUCUGGUGAACUCAGCACCAUGGGAGAGCAGCAUCAAGGUGCUCUUUGCAGCAACAGAGUGGUACUGCUGUCCCGAAGAGUCAUGUGAGGCAGAUGCCAUCCCAAUAGCCAUUGAGACAAGACCCAACUCUUAACACCUGCACACUCUUCCAGGGAAAGUCCUCUGGUGCCUUGGAGAGAAGCUUUUACCCUUCCCAGCCACCAUAGUCAGGGACCCAAACCUGUGGCUGUCUCCUUCGCAUCAGCAACACGAGACGGUCACAACCAAGCCAUUUGCUCCCCUGCCCUGGUGCCUGAUCACACGGACACAAUGUCUUGCUGCAAGGAAGGACAUCUUGUGCCUGAUGAGUUCUCAUCCCCAGCCUGUGGGCAGCACUGAUCCUCCCAGCAGCCCUGCUCUUAGGGUGGGAUGUACUUCCUUUUUACUGGGCCUCUCUCUGACCCUUCUGCCCGCCUUGAUCUGCCUCCAGCAUGUUUUAGGUGCAUGCAGUCAGGCCAAAUCCCCAGCACCCCCAAGAUGAUGUCUUCAGCAUUGCUUUGAGCCACUGUCCUGAGCUCAGUUCUCCCCUGCCUGUGUAAGAGCAGGACUGAGUGCAGGGCACCAGAUUAGCCCCACCUGGAAUAUCCAUGGCAAUGGCAGGACAGGGUAGGGAAGGCCAGGGCACUUUGUCCUGCAGCAUGGGUGGCUUUGGUGCAUGUCCUGCCCAUUCCUUACCAAUCUUGCUGGCUCAACAGCAGUGUAGUAGCUCCUUUGCCUGCAGGGGCAGUGAUAAGAGGAGUUUGAAGACAUUUAGCUCAGCCCCCAGUGUGUUCAGGCCGCAAGUGCAUCCACACCAGCAGGCAGCAUCAGCCAAAAGGUGACAACCCCCCAGCCUCAAGCUGAUGCUAAGGAAACCAUCUCUCUCCCCAGCCUCUCCUUACAGCACCCACACCCCAAACCACCCAUGACAUCUCUGCAGUGCCUUCCAUCCUCCACAGCUCCAUACUGGGUGGCGAGGAGGGAAAAGCCUGGGAGCUCUCCUGCUUUACAUCCCAGCAUUGGAUGGGAGGAGCAGAGGGGGAGUGCAUCACCCCCAGACCUGCUGCUGGGCAGGGCAACAUCCCAGCUUGCUUUUACACCUGAGGCAUCCAGCUCCUCCUGGCACUGGCUUCCUGCUGCUGCUGCAGUUACCCCGCUCUGACAGCCCAGCUGCCCCGGCACUGCCCUGUUGCAGCUCCAUGCCCCUCACCACUGAGGCCACCUGUGCUCCCUCUACACCACCACCACCCCCCCUCCAGCAGCAAGAGCCAUUGCUGCCACCCUUCUGCUGCCUGAGCUCUCCAGUAGGAAGCGCUGUGCUAACCAGCUGUGAGACUGUUCUGGAAACUACUUGGGUGUCAUUUUCUUAACUAAGCUGGAUGAAGUGUAUCUCAUAAAACAUUCGUGUCUCUGUAGUACUCAGGCCUGAGUGAAUGGAACAGAAACCCUCCAAAAAGCAGAACAAACACAAUAAAAUGGUAUCAAAGAGAGCAUUGUGUUUACUAACUGAAUUACAACUAAGGAUCUAGUGACUUAGCUGGCUUGUGAUCCUGGUGCAGAGGUGGUCUCCUUUCAUAGCCUGGGCAGUCCCCAGAGCCCCCUCUGUGCUGAGGGCAGAUCACCUUGCUACACGUUGCUGUGCCUGCUUUGUAGAGCUCUCCAUAAAGGAUCAGGCCUUACCGUUGGUUUCUCAGCCCCCAGGCGCUGCCUUUUCUGCCCACCCAGGGCGGCCCAGGCGUUGUGCAGCAGGGUGAUGUGCAGCCUGCCAGGGCUGGACUCCUCUGCAGUGUUGGGCACAGCAUCAGGCAGCAUCUGAGCUUCUCUCUUCCUGUGGGUGAUCCAAGAUGUCUUGCUGCACCAUCAGGGUGAAACUCCUGCUUGUGUCUUCCCCUAGUCCUUCCUCCCGUGCCACUGAAACUUGUCCCUCCCCAGGACACAGCCCACUGAUGUAGUUUGCCGGUGACAUCUGUCUGCUGGCUCAUCUUUGCUCUUCCUGACUCCAAAAAGCUUUGCCUGAUAAAAGGCUGCCUUCCUGGAUCUCUGUUAGCAAGCCUUGAAAGCCAAGUCUAUUCCCACCAAGGCCUGGCACUGCCUCUGAGUCCUUUUGCCAGCUGGAAGCAGAAACACCAGCAUCCUUUGGUUAAAGACAACAAACCAAACAGGAUUUGUAGUGAGGCUUCCAAGCAGGGAAGUAUUUCAGGAAGAUAGUUAUAAAUAAGUGGUUUAAUAUCUCUUGCCAGCAGACAUCACAGAGAAGAUAAUGUUCUUUUUUUUUCCAAACUCUGCCAGAGGCUCAAACUGGGACAUUUCCUUCCCAGCUAACAUGGAGCUGCUGAUGAUGAGGGGUGGGGGCUUCUUCUAAGGGCACACCAGGCCAGAGCUAACCUAGCAUCAGUAACUGGGGGUCUCUGCUUGCAGUGCUAGUAUCUAAGGGCUCCACUUUUGUAUAGGAGCAGAUAUGAGCAUGGCCAUUAAUAGCUUAAUCCACUGCUGCGCACAGGGCAGGCACUUCACUUCACUGUGAACCUCAGCACUCCCAUCUUUCUUCUUCCAGCAAGGCCCAAAGCCUCCUUGACUUGAUCAGAGCAUCCCAGGCAAAAAUGAGAAGCCUUAGAGGGUGAUCAAAAUCUGUUCAGUCUGUGCUGCUGUUCUGUAGCCUGCACACCUGGGACACGGAGUACAGUCCAAGCCUGCAGUUGCAUUCCUCAUUUGAGUGCUGUGUCCAGUUCUGGGCCCUUCAAUUCAAGAGAGAUGCUGAGGUACUGGAAGGUGUCCAGAGAUGGGCAACAAAGAUGGUGAGGGGCCUGGAGCACAGCCCUGUGAGGAGAGGCUGAGGGAGCUGGGGGUGUUUAGCCUGGAGAAGAGGAGGCCCAGGGGGUACCUCAUUGCUGUCUACAACUCCCUGAAUGGAGGCUGUAACCAGGUGGAGGUUGGUCUCUUCUGCCAGGCAAGCAGCAACAGAACAGGGGCACACAGUCUCAAGUUGUGCCAGAGCAGGUCUAGGCUGGAUGUUAGGAGGAAGUUGUUGGCAGAGAGAGUGAUUGGCAUUGGAAUGGGCUGCCCAGGGAGGUGGUGGAGUCACCAUCCCUGGAGGUGUUCACGAAAAGCCUGGAUGAGGCACUUGGUGCCGUGGUCUGGUUGAUUGGACAGGGCUGGGUGCUAGGUUGGACUGGAUGAGUUUGGAGGUCUUUUCCAACCUGGUUGAUUCUAUGACUCUAUGAAAUGUGUCUAACUGCAAAUCUCAGGAUAAGAUAGAAAGUUACCCCCGUGCUGGGUGUGCAGAGACACUUCAGGACUGAUGCAGAUAUCACAGCCCACCUGGGGCAUGGGCAGACAUGGGGUCCAGGUGUCCAUUCUGUGGGAUUUGGUUGCAGGUGAUUCACAGAUAAGUUCAUCAGUGACUAUAUGCCUGAGAUGCUCCUAUUUUCCAUGUGUUUUCUGUCUGACCUCAGGCUCACAAGAUGUCAGGGAGUGGAAGGGACCCAAAGAGAUCAUCCAGUCCAUCCCCCCUGCCACAGCAGGACCAUACAAUCCAUCUCUGGUCACAGGGGAAUGCAUCUAGACAGGCUUUGAAUGUCUCCAGAGAAGGAGACUCCACAGCCUCUCUGGGCAGCCUGUGCCAGGGCUCUGAGACCCUUACUGUCAAGAAGUUCCCCCUUGUGCUGAGCUGGAACCUCCUGUGCUGCAGCUUCCAUCCAUUGCUGCUUGUCCUGUCCCAGAGAGCAGUGAGCAGAGCCUGUCCUCCCCCAUCCUGACCCCCAGCCCUCAGAUAUUUAUAAGCAUCUAUUAAAUCCCCUCUCAGUCUUCUCUUCUCCAGACUAAACAGCCCCAGGUCCCUCAGCUUCUCCACAUCAGGCAGUGCUCCAGUCCCCUAACCAUCCUUGUAGCCCUCCGCUGGAAUCUCUCCCUGUCCCUCUUGAACUGGGGAGCCCAAAACUGAAUGCAGUACCUCCUCCUUUUCCAUUCUCUUGGAUGAAAGCUGUCCCUGGAGGUGGUUAAGAAAAGCCUGGAUGAGUCAUUUAGUGCCAUGGUCUAGGUGACUGGAUAGGGCUGGGGGAUAGGUUGGACUGGAUGAUCUUGGAAGUCUCUUCCAACCUGUUUGAUUCUAUGAUCCUGUGAUUCUUUCUCUUUCCAGUUUAUCAUGCACAGUGCUUGUAGGUUGUAUUCAGGAGAAUGAAGCUUCACAUCUCUGAAAAUGUCAGAGGGACAUUCUGGGGCACUCACCUCUUCCUUCCUCUGAAACCACACAUGUGCAAAAGCAGAGCAGCUUUCAGGAGCUCUGUGCCCCUGGGGAGGCAGGGGGUUGGUUCACCUGAGGUCCUCCAAGGGGGCAGGGAGACAGGUCACGGCUGCUUGGGUGGUGUUAGUGCUGUGACAUUUCUGCAGGGUGGCAUCAGAGGGACAGGGGAGAAAUGGUCCCUCAGUGACACCCAUUAUGCUAAAGGGCUGAUGGAGAUACCCCAUGCAACGUCUGGAGAGCUUCUUGAACAUCAUCAAGCAGGACUGUGGCACCAGAGGCCGAGUUUCCUGGCUCUGCUCUGAGCACCAAGCUCAACAUGAGCAAAGUUGGCUUUGCCAUUCCCUAGGUCUUACAGGCAAUUGCCAUGGCCACCACAGCUCACCCCCAGCAGCUCAGUGGUAGUGGCAGUGUCCUAGUCUGUUGUAGGGCAUCUUCUGGGCAAGCAGACCCCACAAUUGCUGUUCCCAGACACAAGCCAUGCAUGUAAAGAAGGUGACAGACAGCCCAUUUCUGCAAGCCUGUCCUGUGGGCACAAGGUACACUCUUUUCUCAUCCACUGCCUUGAUUUCUUCUGCCCAUAUCCUGGAUUCCUUUCAUAGAUCCCUUGGGGAGGAUUAAAGGGCUACAUCACCUACCAGCCUUUGCCCCAGAUCACCUUACAUGAGAAGACCCUCUGUUCUGCCAGGAACCUCUCUGGUACCUUCAGAAACCUGGAGCUCUUGUCCCAGAUCACCUUACAUGAGAAGACCCUCUGUUCUGCCAGGAACCUCUCUGGUACCUUCAGAAACCUGGAGCUCUUGUCCCAGAUCACCUUACAUGAGAAGACCCUCUGUUCUGCCAGGAACCUCUCUGGUACCUUCAGAAACCUGGAGCUCUUGUCCCAGAUUACCUUACAUGAGAAGACCCUCUGUUCUGCCAGGAACCUCUCUGGUACCUUCAGAAACCUGGAGCUCUUGUCCCAGAUUACCUUACAUGAGAAGACCCUCUGUUCUGCCAGGAGCCUCUCUGGUACCUUCAGAAACCUGGAGCUCUUGCCCCUCUUGAAGGGUGCUGUAGAAGUGGCCUCUCUGUGGUGCCCUUUGCAGCUGAUGCAAGAGGAAAGCAGCUAAACACAUGCCACUGUUAAAGGUCAGGAGUGAGUGGCUAUUGAGGACAGCUAUGCUCUCCCAGCUUACCAGGGUGUGCUGGGAGACACAGAGGACCAGGCAGCUCCCCACACACUUGCCUGGAGAAGGGUUUGGCAGGGACAUGCGCCUCUUCCAUGUGCUUCAUCCUGGGGAUGGUGGAGAGCCAGCACGGGGCUAUGGGACUGUGCUGUUGCAGCAGGCAGCAUCCAGGGCUUCUCCCAGGUCUUCCUCCCCACACUUUAACCCACCCAGUCAAAUAUCUGUGUAGGCUUUGCAGACUGGGGAGAAACAUCAUCCCCCUGAUUCCUUGUUGGCUGUUGGGGGUGGAGAAGACUCAGCCAGGGUGAGUGGCACAUUCAUGAAAACAUAAAUGCUCUAUUAAUGUCAAAGGAGGGGGAAAACCACCAAGCAAUUCAUCAAUCCUCUCUCCUUAUCAGGCUAAACUGCAACUGAAGGCAUUUCUGGCAAGAGGCCACUGCACAGAUGAGGCUGAUGGCUUCCAGGUAUAAAUAUUUAUCGUUUGACCUUGUUAUUGUUCUGCCAGACAAAAGUUUAUAUAUAUAUAUAUGGAUACAUAUGCUUGUGUGCCUCUGUAUAUUUAUGCUUACAAAGACUUCCUAUCUGAAAGUCAAAUCUCUUUCUCUUUGAAAGGGAAAAUGGCCACUUGCAAUUAUUUUGCUUCCCUCUCAUUCUCUGCUAAAUCUUCUGGAAAGAGGACAUCCCUCUCUGCUGGUCCUCAGAUGGCUUCAGGAGGCACAGGGAACAAAGGCCACGAGGAACAAGAGGCUCCAGCCAUGCUGGGGUCUUGGUGCAGGCUUGCUGCAUGUAGCCAGGUCACUGCUGGCAGAGCUGCUCAGCACUUCAGGAAAACUUAGUCCCAGGUGUCUCAACUUCUGCAACACAACCCUUGUCCUACCCUGGGAAGGCAGCAAGGCUUUUCCAACAGCUGAGUGCCAUCGGCGAGUAGUCCUCGCUCCAUAGCACAACCAGGGAAUGCGUAGCUGAGUGUUGCAAAAGGGCUGUGAAGUCUCUGAGCCUGCUUUGGGAGGGACCACAAAACCUGAUGAGGUCCAUUCUAACUGCUCCUGGACAGAGGAGCACCACAGGUAGGGGCUGCACUUCAACUUGGGUGCCGGUGGUUGGCCACUGCCUGCUGCUUAGCCAGGCGUGAUGUGCUGACACAUUAAUGUGUGCUAGUUUUGGGAGGGGGCAGCAAAAGCAUAGGCCUUUGCUGCCACUGUCCCAGGCAUGCACUUCUUCUCACCUCAGCACAAGCAAGACCAAAGAUAGAUGCUGGGCAGCCCGGGAGUGGUGAGACCAUGGUAAGCUGGUGGCCCCUAGCAUGGUAGCAAGUGGCAGCUCCCUUAAUGUUAUCCCUUUUUCUCCCCCUCUGUUAGGAGAAAUGUUUAGGCAGUGAUCCUGCAGCUGCACUCGUAGCUUCUGUAUUCCCUCCUCUGCUGCUGGAGGAAGGCUCUCACGAUCAGCAGCACUCGUUGCCUGUACUUUUUGGUGUCCUAGCCACGAGAAUGAUGGAUGUCACCACUCAUAAAAACAAAGCUGGUUCUCUUUCCGAGUCUGUUCCUGCCUCCCAGCAUGGCACUCUGUGCUGCUUUAAACAGCAGAGAGCCUUAGGCUUGGAUCAGUCCUAACGUUUGACCUGCCACCCUUCACCACAAGUGGGGUUAUGUUGGUUUAUGCCCAUGAAGCUCAAGGAGAAAGUAAGAUCUUCUAGCUGCUCUUUGCUAUUUCCCACUCUCCUGAUCCCCACCAGUGCAGUUCUCUUCUGUACACAGCUUUAAUGAUCCCAUCUGCCUAGAGGGGGAAGCCUGGUUCCAGGUUUGCUGUGCAAGCCAGGAUGCUCCCACAGUCUUUGAAGGCUCUUGGCUCUCUCUCCGCUGCUGCCUGAAGGUCCUGUCGACUUGAUGUUUCCAUUGGCUCAUGUUAGUCUGCUAGCAGCACUCUGUUUCCUUCAUGAAGUCUGUCAAUUCCUCUUGUCUCUUUGCAGGGCAUCCAGCAAACAUAGUGGCAAUCAUACACUGAACAGUUUGGGGUUUGCAGCCCAAACGUAAGGGUAAAGCUGGGAAACCUGAGUCAUUGCCACACAGCCUUUGCCAGGCUGUACUUAGAAUUGAAGGGCUCUUCUCCUUUGUCAUGAGGGAGUUUCUCAGCCCACCAGAUUUAGCCAGGUGAGCACAAGCAUCCCUUCAUCAGCUAGAUUUUCACUGUCAACUGUCUUGGGGACAGCAGCAGGUGAAUAUUCUACCUGAAGAUGAGGGCACCUGCUGCCCUUUUAGCUGUGGCCCUGGUGCCCAGGGCAGGGCAAGUUGCAUUAGCAUCACACUAGGGCAGCCCAUCGUGGGAAGGAGCAAACUGCCAGAGCCCACCCUCCUCUUCACUGCCUCAGGAUCAGUCUGUGCCCUGCUAUCUCUCCUUUCUUUUCCAUCUUGUGAUACACUCUUUACUCCACUAUCAGAAGCAUCUAUCUGGCAGCAGUUUAAUGCAUGACAAUCCUGUUACUACAGCUGUAAAUAAUUAACAACUAGGGAGGCAAAGACAAAAAAGCAUUUUUUACAUCUUUGGUUGACUUUGUUUUCCAUUGACUAGCUGGUAGCAACUUUCUGAAGGGAUAUCUCAAGGAAACUGUGACCUUUCUUCUCUCUGUUUCUCUCUCUCUGUCUCUCUCUCUCUGUCUCUGAGAUUCGUGUUCCAAAUGCUUUCCGGUGCAACGUUCAAUGCCUGUUUGUAUUUUUGAAUUGUAUUUUUCAACCUUUGCUGGAAAAAAUUAAACUAAAAUAAAUUGCCCAUUCUUAAUUGGCAGGAUUUGGAGCCCUGCAUUAUUUUUUUUUCCCCAGCUUUUAGCUUUUUCAAUAGACUAAAGCAAUGGGGGCGGGGGGGAGUCUCAAAAAAAAUUGCAGUGAAGUUCUGAAGAGAGAUUAGAAAACAUCAGAAGCAAGAACUACAUGAAUAAGAUCAGCAAGCUGAGUGGAGAAGGAGGACUCUUGACCACCUACCCACGUUCUGAUUGACCACACAAAGCAGGACUAGGGCCUCUUCACGGAAUCAAAGCACUCUGGUUUUCCACUCUGCCUGCUCUCUCGACCUCCAAUCAAAACAAAUAAAAAGUCAUCUUUUAAAAAACUGAUAA